AUGGUGGGUACUUGUGAGGAGAAGUACGUUUAUCUUGAGGAUUUGAAGCCUUGGGUUGAGAUUCCGAGUAGUUGGGUUCAGUCACAAGGGCCAUUGCUUGCGAUUCGACCGCCUGCGGGGAUUUCAGUGGCUGAAUUAGCGGAGAAGAUGAACGAAGGAUUAAGCUCAGGGAAGAUAGAGAAUAGGGAUAAGUUGAGAGUUUAUUUGAAGGAGGAUUUACCGGAGAGAUCACCGUCGUCAUCGUCGGACCCCUCGACUAAUUUAUGGCCAAAGGCGGGAGGUGGGGGUGGCCUAGGAUUGGAAUUGGGAAAAGAUGAUCCCUUCGAUGCUGCGAACAUCUGGGAAACCGCGGCCAAUCAAGGAUUCCCCGCCGCGGUCUAUUUCUGGGCGGGCGGCGAGGUGAGGAAAGGAUCUUGGAAGUGCCGUGGCGAUUCCUUCUGCCCCAAGUACAACAAGUCCGUUCCUUUCGAGGAGAGGGUGGACGCUGUGCUGAGCUACUUUGAUCUGCCGAGGGAGGAGGUCCCGGUGUUCACGGCGCUGUAUUUCUCGGACCCGGAUGCUCAGGGGCAUGUUUUCGGGCCGGAUCACCCGGAGAUUACGAGGGCGGUGGUGCAUUUGGACAGGGUUUUGGGGAGGUUGAUUGAGGGUUUGGAGGAAAGGGGGAUUUUUGAGGAGGUUAGUAUAAUUUUGGUCGGUGAUCAUGGGAUGGUGGGUACUUGUGAGGAGAAGUACGUUUAUCUUGAGGAUUUGAAGCCUUGGGUUGAGAUUCCGAGUAGUUGGGUUCAGUCACAAGGGCCAUUGCUUGCGAUUCGACCGCCUGCGGGGAUUUCAGUGGCUGAAUUAGCGGAGAAGAUGAACGAAGGAUUAAGCUCAGGGAAGAUAGAGAAUAGGGAUAAGUUGAGAGUUUAUUUGAAGGAGGAUUUACCGGAGAGAUCACCGUCGUCAUCGUCGGACCCCUCGUACGGGUCGUAG
This is a messenger RNA of Asparagus officinalis (garden asparagus), 972 nucleotides long. Its product is annotated as venom phosphodiesterase 2-like. The coding region runs from base 1 to 972 and encodes 323 amino acids. Gene Ontology annotation, cellular component: vacuole. The transcript is spliced from 3 exons. Lineage: Eukaryota; Viridiplantae; Streptophyta; Magnoliopsida; Asparagales; Asparagaceae. The record is from RefSeq and is a predicted model, not a curated record.